Dichomitus squalens LYAD-421 SS1 is the source of this 885-nucleotide messenger RNA. RefSeq lists its product as uncharacterized. NCBI's taxonomy places the organism in Eukaryota, Fungi, Basidiomycota, Agaricomycetes, Polyporales, Polyporaceae. The record is from RefSeq and is a predicted model, not a curated record. The transcript is spliced from 3 exons. The coding region runs from base 1 to 885 and encodes 294 amino acids.
AUGGACGGCGACGACGAGGAUAUGGACUUGGAGACUGCCCAGGCCCAAAUAGACAUGUCUAUGGCGUUCGUGAAUGAUCUCGUCUCGGGAUGGAUGAAGAACUCCAACGCAAAACUGCCAACAUCUACAUCACGAGUCGAUGAAGAGAAGGAGCUAGAGGAGUACAUGCGUAGACCUCCCCGGUUAGGCGUCGGCGCCCCCGUGCCAGGAUCUUCAGAUAUACGGAGUCGCGAGACCGCCAAACUCCGGAACAAGCUGGUCACGAAUGGGAAGAAACGGGCCAGGGAGGAUGAGGAAGCGUCUUCGACUCCUGGUCCAAGCGCGAUGGUCAUCUCGGAUGACGAAGAGGAGAGUAGAGCCCGGGCAAUCACUAAAAAGGCGCGUAUCGACCCCUUUGCGCCCAAGCAGAAGGAGAAAAAGAAAGGCAAGGCAGACCAGCUUGCUGCCCAAUCCACGACUUCGCCCUCAAAGACAGCCAGUCUUCCAUCCAAACCCAGGACCGUAGAGCCUGCGACGCCCGUUCCUCUAGCUACGUCUCCGCCUACUAAGACAGCCGUGUCCCCGCCGAAGGCGAAUCCCGCAGAGCACGCGAACAAGUACUCCGACAUCGAGGAGAUUCCCGAACCCACCGGCGUUACUUCCCCAACCCGACCCCAGCCCCCCAAGCCAGUCCCACAGCCGUCUCCGCAACAGCUGGAUCCGUUUGGGCACCCGUUGCUGAACCUCAGUGGGCCUCCGCCCGACGUCGGGGAUGAAGAGGCCGGGGCGUCGAAGAAGAAACGGAAGAAGAGGAAGAAAAAGAGGAAACAUGCGAUGACGGACGCGGUUGCACACAAGGAGGUGAUCGAUGUGGAUGCAGACGAUGGCGAGGAGGACGAUUCCUAG